Exophiala dermatitidis NIH/UT8656 is the source of this 1835-nucleotide messenger RNA. RefSeq names its product arsenite methyltransferase. The transcript is spliced from 5 exons. NCBI's taxonomy places the organism in Eukaryota, Fungi, Ascomycota, Eurotiomycetes, Chaetothyriales, Herpotrichiellaceae. Gene Ontology annotation, molecular function: methyltransferase activity. The record is from RefSeq and is a predicted model, not a curated record. Bases 337 to 1215 code for a protein of 292 amino acids.
GUGCUCCGUUAGUGACAUAUCGGCAGAAGACCCAAUCAUUUACCGAUUUUGGGCACGACGGAUUAGAGAGUUUCCAGUACGCUUACAAAAUAAUUGCGGGCCAAAGCCAGUGGCGCCUAAUUUAGAACCUUAACUGAGCCGUGAUAUACGAUCUUCCGCGCUUUCUACGAGUGGCAGUGACAUAUCAGGGGUAAUGAGCAGAGAUAUAUCAAGGUGUCGCUUACCCUGAAACAUUCACCAUCCUGCUUUCUACCCUCGCCCUUCUUCCCAAUCCUAGUCUUACUUCGAUUACGAAUCCAAUCUCUUGCUCUCUUGGCUUCCGUUGCAGAGAUCCCAAUGGACGAAAGCCAGAUCUACGAGAAAGUCCAAGAAGCCUACAGCGCUGCCGUCAAAGGUAACGGUAGUGACUAUGGACGUAAGGUCGCUGCGGCAUUUGGAUACAGCGAGCAAGAGCUGGCAAGCAUCCCCGAGGGUGCUAAUCUUGGUCUAAGCUGCGGAAACCCAUUGGCGCUCGCAAAACUAAGAGAAGGAGAGAUCGUUGUCGAUCUCGGCAGCGGAGCUGGGUUUGACGUGUUUCUUGCGGCAAAAAAGGUCGGGGCCCAAGGCAAAGCUAUCGGAGUGGAUAUGAACAAGGACAUGCUCGAGCGAGCAGAACGGAACAAGGAAAGGGCCCAAUCCAACAAUAUUUCAUUCGUGGAGUCUCGAAUCACCAAAGUGGCAUUGCCAGACGCCAUUGCCGACUGCAUCAUAAGCAACUGCGUCGUAAAUCUCGUCCCAGAGGGAGAAAAACAGCUCGUGUUCAACGAAAUGUUCCGGCUGCUCAAGACUGGUGGGCGCGUGGCAAUCAGCGACAUUCUGACGAGAAAGGAGCUUUCACAAGAGCUGAAACGCGACAUGGCUCUAUAUGUGGGAUGUAUCGCGGGUGCAAGCCAAGUGAAACAGUACGAGCAGUAUCUUCGCGCAGCAGGGUUUGACGAAAUUCUCAUUGUCGACGCCCACCAUGACUUGAAUGUGUACAAGGGCAAAGGGGCUGAAACUUCAAGCCAAUGCUGUGGUACAGACGCGAAGAACCCCUGCUGUGAGAAGUCGCCUUCUUGUUGUAAUAACAAGGCCGCCGAGCAAGAUGAUGCUUCCGAAGCCAGCAGAAAUGACUUCGCUGGCUUGGAUUUCAAUGAGUGGGCGGGUUCAUUCAAGAUCUAUGCCGUCAAAGCAUGAGUCGGUCCCUCUCAGUUGGAGACAUAACGGACUGGUCCCUUUCCAAUUUUGUCGAAUUACCCCAGACAAAGCAGAAUAAGUUUCUGAACUUGUAAAGUCCGCAUGUUUCAGGCUCGCAACUGUCAGAAGCUAUUAAUAACACUUUAUGAAGUGCCUUUCUUUAAUCUUACCUUGAGUUUUAAUCGAUUACCUCAAUUUUGUGUUUGACUGUGCUGAUGGUUCGAAAUCCCAUAUAGACUGACAUAUUUGGUAGUUGCACAGCUCUAGUUUCCGGGUCCUUACUUCUCUGUGUACACAUCAACAGGAAACAGGGUAAGUGAAGGAGAUUUAGGUUAUCCACCGAAGCCAGAAAAGAACAUUAGGUGUUGCUACCGGUGUCGGAGACGCCACUUAGUUCACCUGGGAUCUGUCUCAGGCGGUGCGCAAAAGAAUUCCGAGAAAUUGAGGAGAUCAAUCUGUUUGUGGAUGGAACUCAAGGGGGCCCUGUAAGAGCGAAACCCCCGCCCCAAGCAGCAAAACAAGUGUAGGCUUAAGGACAACAGGGAUUUUAGAUGUGCUGGCCCUCCGGGUACGACCGUACUAGGUGGUGGGUGCAAAAUAACAUAGUAUUUACUUGACCG